GUCAGCCUCGUAAAAGUUUUCACCUUUCUUCCUUCUUCUCACUUCCCAUCCCACCUCGAUCUGCUCUGCCGACCGCCCCCGCCUCUCCACUCCUCUCCUCCUCCCGCGACUGCGAGCCCACGCCAUGAACGAACCCGCAGCGUAGGAUAGCACGCCGUGAACCAACCAUGGGCCGUGCGAGGGCCAAGGACGCCGGCUACGGGGGCGUCAAGUCGUUCCCGUCGCCGGCCUCGUCCUCGGCGUCGUCGUCCGAGUUCGAGUUCACGGUGACGCAGUCGCCGGGGUCCAAGCAGCGGUCGGCGGCGCAGCUGUGCCCCGCCGACGACCUGUUCUACAAGGGCCAGCUGCUGCCGCUGCACCUGUCGCCGCGCAUCUCCAUGGUGCGCACGCUGCUGCUCGCGUCGGCCUCCACCUCCUCCGCCUCCGCCUCCGACUCCACCUCCACCUCCAACUCCUCCCGCGACUCCAACGGCAGCACCUCCUCCUCCUUCUCCACCGACUGCGCGGCGCUCCUGCUCCCGGACUCCGCCCCCUCAUCCUCCCGCCCCAGCUCCGCCGCCGACGACGACCGCCACCCCAACCUGCUCCAGGGAACCGCCUCCUACGCCGGGCUCCCGCCGGCCAAGCGCACCGGCAAGCAGUACCUCUCGUCCUUCGCCACUCGCUUCUCCUCCGUCUUCCUCCACCGCGGCGCCGCGCCGGCCGCCAAGAAGCCGUCCAACAAGUCGCUCGCCAAGGAGGUGAUCAAGAAGUACGCCAAGAAGGUGAAGCCUCUGUACGAGAAGCUGUCCCAGAUCCCCAAGAACCAGAACAACCAGCCUCAGCCGCAGCCUCCGGCGCAGCAGCAGCAGUGUUUCAAGAAGCCGUUCAGUUUCUCGAUCCGGAAGAAGCGGGGCGACGAAGACAACGCCGCCGCGUCCGCGGCGGCGGCGGAGGCGGAGGCGAGCACCGGCAAGUACGCGCACUCAAACUCGUUCUCCGGCAACCUCCGGUUCCCGCGUCAGAAGCGGUGCGCGGCGAGCUGCCCGUCGUCGAUGCGGUCGUCGCCGAACCACUCCGGGAUGCUCUCCUUCGGCGGAGCAGGCGGAGUCGGCUUCCCCGACGUGCCGGCCGCAGCAGCGGCGGCCAUGACAAGCAGCAUUGGCAUGCGGCCCGUGUCGCUGUCGGCGGCGUCGUCGUCUUCGAUGGAGGAGCUCCAGAGCGCCAUCGAGGGCGCCAUCGCGCACUGCAAGAACACAAUGGGCGGCGUCGUGUCCCUGUGCCCGCGCAAGGUGCCGGCGUCGGCGGCGGCCGGCGAGAUCACCGCGUUCUGAGCGCGCGGGUGCAUGCAUGCAUGCACUAGGAUUCGUGCGAGGAGCUGAGUAAGGCUGAUUAAUCAGUGGUAUCCAUCCAUGUGUUAAUUUUUGUUCGUUUAAUUAGCUUUGUGUCCUUUGGGCAAGACUUUAAGAUGAUGUUGGUAAAUAAGGGUAGUUCGAAGGGGUAAAAUGAGACUCUAAUCCUCCUUCCUUUGGACGUCUUUUCUCCCGCAGUGUGAAAUUUGCGUCGGUGUCCUCCAAAUAUUGCCUCUAAAACCUAAAUACAUCAAAUCCAUCUAAGAAGAUUUAAAAGUUACUGGAAAUGCUCUCAUAUAGGUUGAGUGUAUUACAGCGGAAAUAUCCUAGAAUCUUAAGUUGGGUGUAUUUCAGUGAAAAUAUCAUCUUUUGGAUGGCCUCUGCAUUGUAAAAUUUGCCAAAUGAAAUCCAUUGGUUUGAGAAGAAGCGGGGGGUUGCUAGCAUUCUAUCCCAUCAAGUUCAGAAUAUGAAUCUGCCAACUUAAAUUUGUGAUCGAGGUGCUGAUGCAAAUACCUCAUGCUCCGGAGAAGAGGUGUGCAGAAUCCUUAGUUAACCAGACCGGGGUUCCCUUCCAAAAAGGUUAGGAGUGGGAUUUUGGGUAUGAUGUGGAAGUCUGAGCUAGAGGUGUCAAAUUUUGUUUUGUAAUGAUGUCUCGAGACAAGUGUUUAUUCAGCUAAUCCUCCUAAUAUAGUUUGCCUCCUGUACUUGA
Molecule: messenger RNA, 2040 nt
Organism: Triticum aestivum (bread wheat)
Lineage: Eukaryota; Viridiplantae; Streptophyta; Magnoliopsida; Poales; Poaceae
Product: probable membrane-associated kinase regulator 1
Exons: 1
Coding region: 168-1313 (381 amino acids)
Cellular component (GO): plasma membrane
Molecular function (GO): kinase inhibitor activity
Source: RefSeq, a predicted model, not a curated record